This is a messenger RNA of Prunus avium (sweet cherry), 575 nucleotides long. Its product is annotated as histidine-containing phosphotransfer protein 2-like. NCBI's taxonomy places the organism in Eukaryota, Viridiplantae, Streptophyta, Magnoliopsida, Rosales, Rosaceae. Gene Ontology annotation, molecular function: histidine phosphotransfer kinase activity; protein histidine kinase binding. Gene Ontology annotation, biological process: cytokinin-activated signaling pathway; phosphorylation; phosphorelay signal transduction system. Gene Ontology annotation, cellular component: nucleus; cytoplasm. The record is from RefSeq and is a predicted model, not a curated record.
AGCCAGAGCAGAUUAGCCUUUGGUUUCUCAGACACUCCACUUCAUCGCUAUCUCUCUCUCUCUGGGAAGGAAGAAAUGUCUGGGACAAGACUGGAGCAGCAGCUCAAGAGCUUCAUCAGCUCCUUGCGUGAGCAGGGCAUUUUGGACCACCGCUUUAAUCAAAUGAAAGAGUUAGAAAAUGAAACUCCUGGUCUGGUUAUGGAAGUGAUUACCCUGGUUCUUCGCGAUGGCGACGUUGGGAUAGAAGAACUCACAAGAAAUCUGAGAGAACGUGAUAUCAACUAUCCUAAGGUGGCAGAUCUUGCCCACAAGCUCAAGGGAAUUGGCUCCAGUGUUGGUGGUUGCCGGGUGGCCACUGCUUGUGUAGAGCUCCGACAAGCAAGUAAUGCGAAAAACAAACAAAGGUGCCUUGCAGACUUUGACGCAGUCAAACGUGAAUAUCUUGUCUUGCGGGAAAGUUUGAGUCACAUUCUUCAGAUGGAACGCACAAUCAAUGCUGAUGCCCAAAAGGCGACGUGAGUAAAGAGCUGGUUCGUUCGGCCUUCUAGGAACGCUGUCUCCAGAAGAUCAGAUGG